AUGCUUGACGAGGCAUCUGAGGACGAAGAUAAGAUUGCAGGUUUUAAGAUGAGACCACUAAGGCCGUUCGUUCGAGUGAACUAUAGAGGAGCAUCAGCUCAGACUGUCACAGCUAUCGGCUGCCACCCGUCCUGGAGUCAUACCCUCAAGAUUAACACUAAACUAGACCCACUCUCCUCCCUCCACGUAAACAUUUACGACGAGUACAAAGCGAACAUAGUAGAAGGGUUUCCAGAGGAGGACCACUCCAACAAGACCGUCCACUACCGGUACUACAACAAGUGGCUUGGCACUCUCGAGAUACCGAUGUAUGCCGUCUUGACUUUGGGCACUCUUCGGGGCACAUUCAAGAUCACGAGCCCGCCACUCUUGUUUGGUUACGAAACCCUCCAAACGAAGGAGUCAACAUCGCUAAUCCCAGAAAUAACACAGCUCUUGAAGAAAGACACCGCAUACAUUACGUUAGAAAUAACAAGUAGCCUCUCACAUUUGGGAGGAUUGCACGCUUACAACCAGCCGCUGCCAAGCUCAAUAGAAGACGAUUAUUUGAUCAAACAUUUGAACAAUUUUGUAACAGAAUACACAAACGAAUUUCCGAUGCGGAAUAUUUCUUUGACUUUUAUAGAUAGCAUGGGUAGGAAUAAAUGCGUCACCCAGUUUCUGCAGCCGAUACCUUUACCCGAGAGGGACUUCAUCCCGAAGAAUCCAAGAGGAGACUCUGCUAUCUCGAAGUCUUCUGGAUUUUCAAAAGUUCGUCCUCAAGUGGAAGACGGAAAGAGUUGGAUUUAGAUAGAGUAAGUCAAGAGAGAGGGAGUCAGUGUACAGCGCUCGUGAGGGUGACAGUCUCGCGAGGAUGAUGAACGCGUGCAUGCGAUACGUGUCACUGAUACCCAGCUACGAGGUCACGGAGUCUCAUGCCGUUACGCUGCUGGGGCUUGAACUGCUAAAAGUACUUCACGGCUCGCCAUUGGACCACACCAUCCUUUUAGCCAGCUACUUCAUAUACUUGGGCAUCAAGUGCUGGGUGGCCAUUGGCCUAGGCCUACCUCGAGGUCACAGUCGCUUCGUUCUCAUCAAGUAUGACUUGACUACAAGGAGGAUAGUCCUGGAAAACGACCAGCUGUUCAGGAGUAGAGGUUUUCUGAAUAAGUCUGAUGGGUAUACGUGGUAUGUAUGUGAUGCCAGUAGCGGGGAGCGGUACGAGCUGAGAGAUGUCGGCUGUCCUCUGAAGACUGUUGAUUAUGUGUUUGAUAAUGAAAAUAUAUGGGUGAAUGUACAAUCGUCCCAAGAUUGUGAGAAUAUGUCGUUUGAUUUCACCAAAUCGUCUGACUGGCAAGCUGUUUUCGACAAAAAUGUGUUCGUGAUGAAGCAGCCGGUAGUGACAGACAGUGCGCUGUACUCUACCCCACCUAAUGUGGAGGGGUUAAGGAGUGCGCUGGAGACGAAGAUCAAGAGUAAAGUCCAAAAGUGGAGGUCUCAUAUGAAGACUAUUUGGAACAGGUACUGCAGCACGUUGUUACGUGACAUGCUACUUCAGUGGGAGUACUGGGUGUUCAACCCCACAGGACCCAAGCCCAGUUUCAGCCAGAAGCUCAAACAUUUAAUGGUUACAUUUAAGAUAUUCGGGUUUCCUCUAAACUUGGCGUAUGUUAACACAAAGUCUGUAAUAUCUGCCAUCAAGAGCACAGGGUUGCACCUGAGUGAUGACCCUAACGUGGAGUUCGCGCUCGGCGUGGAGGUGUGCGCCUACCCUAACAAUGUGAUCAGUGUCUGGGUGUUCCUAGCUAGCAUCACCAGAAUGUAA
Spodoptera littoralis (African cotton leafworm) is the source of this 1804-nucleotide messenger RNA. The record is from the annotation of a GenBank genome assembly. NCBI's taxonomy places the organism in Eukaryota, Metazoa, Arthropoda, Insecta, Lepidoptera, Noctuidae.